AUUAAGUUCAAUUAAGUUCAACUAACUUAACUAAAUGUAGUUGAAAGUGAUAAAACCAUUCAUAUCAAUUCAACUCUACUAAACUAUAUUAACCCAACACAAUAACAUAGUGUUAGAGCAACGUAAUUGUUUAGCAUAGAGAGAAACCAAUUUAAUCAUGUGGAAAUCCUUUCCAUGAUUUUUUAAAGUAAAGCCAACGAGUAAUUUUUAAAAAGUAUAAAAAUUAAAAAGUAUAGAAUGUGAUCAAUAGACGGCAAUAAAUAAUUCCUUGCAGCCACAACAACAUCGGUAAUUGAGCCUGUACAUUCCUGUGUGACAUCACAUUCUGACAUCACGGCCGAUGACAUCAUCACAUUCUGACAUCCCGGCCGAUGACAUCAUCACAUUCUGACAUCACGGCCGAUGACAUCAUCACAUUCUAACCCUUUCAUCUAUGAUAUGACAUUCAGUGACAUCAGUCUGGACAUCAAGAAAUAGGACUGAAUUCUAACCAAACAUUCUAACUGCCACUUGUAUCUGUCAGCCACCCAGGGACACAGCUUGUGAGAACAGAGGGACAGCUACUCAUACAAAGACACAAAUUCACAGAAACGUUGUUAUUCUAUCAUUAUCAAAUACUACCACUUUGUUACAAUGCAGGACCAGAAAAAAAUCCUUUUGGACAUCCAACAACGAGUUGAGUUGGCAUCAGAAAAUGCUGAUUUGAAGAAGCAGUUUGCCAUCAAGGAGCUUGGUUGGGAGCAGGAAAAAGCUAAAAUAAUGAAGGCUUUACAGGCAGAGAGAUGCAUCAAGAAACAAAUACAGGCCGACAAGAAGGCCCUGGAGAAGCGGAUGGAACAGGGGGUCAGCUCUCCUAGUGGACCUGCAAACAAGGGCUGCCUAGCCCCACCAGUGCUGGACCAGCAAACUCCCAGCAGAGAGCCUGAGGACUUGUUCAAAACCCUAUCGGACAUCGAAAAACAAGUCAGCGAGCAAAAAACCCUUUUGGACGUCCAACAGGAAGUUGAGCUGGCAUCAGAAAAUGCUGAUUUGAAGAAGCAGUUUGCCAUCAAGGAGCUUGGUUGGGAGCAGGAAAAAGCUAAAAUAAUGAAGGCUUUACAGGCAGAGAGAUGCAUCAAGAAACAAAUACAGGCCGACAAGAAGGCCCUGGAGAAGCGGAUGGAACAGGGGGUCAGCUCUCCUAGUGGACCUGCAAACAAGGGCUGCCUAGCCCCACCAGUGCUGGACCAGCAAACUCCCAGCAGAGAGCCUGAGGACUUGUUCAAAACCCUAUCGGACAUCGAAAAACAAGUCAGCGAGAUAAAAACCCUUGUGGACGUCCAACAAGAAGUUGAGCUGGCAUCAGAAAAUGCUGAUUUGAAGAAGCAGUUUGCCAUCAAGGAGCUCGGUUGGGAGCAGGAAAAAGCUAAAAUAAUGAAGGCUUUACAGACAGAGAGAUGCAUCAGGAAACAAAUACAGGCCGACAAGAAGGCCCUUGGGAAGCGGAUGGAACAGGGGGUCAGCUCUCCUAGUGGACCUGCAAACAAGGGCUGCCUAGCCCCACCAGUGCUGGACCAGCAAAGUCCCAGCAGAGAGCCUGAGGACUUGUUCAAAACCAUAUCGGACAUGGAAAAACAAGUCAGCAAGCUCUACUUGGAAAACGCUGUCUUGAAGGAGCAGAUGGUCACCAAGGAGGUCAGUUGGGAGCAGGAAAAGGCCAAAAUAGUGAAGGCUCUACAGUCAGAGAGAUCCAUCAGAACACAAGCAGAGGCUGACAGGAAAGCCCUUGAGAAACAGAAAGAGGAACUGACCAGCUUUCUUUGUCAAACUCUGCUUGAAGAGAAAAAUAAAUUCAACAGUGCCAUUGAGUCCUUGAUAGUGAUAGCACAGAAUGAGAAGUACAAAGAGAACUGGAUUAAAGAGAAUAAUAUCACAUUUUCCAUGAACAAAGUUGAUAUUGUUAACUUGGACUCCACGUGGGAAAAACGAUGGCUUGUAAGAGAGGAGGAGCAUUCUGCAAGGAUCAAAACUCUGCAAGACGACUUUGACAGAAAGAAAAGCCAGAUCACCCCGGAAAAGGACCAUCUAAUCACUAACGAAACCAGUGAAAAGAAAUCUCUCGAAGAACAGAACUGGAGCGAGGCCAAGCAGAAAUGGCAAGAAAGCGAGAUGAUCCUGGUGGAGGCCGAGUGGAAAUUAAAACUCACGGCUCUGGAAGAUCAAAUGAGACAUGAGUUUUCCGCAAAGGAGGCCAGGGAACUUGACUUGCAGAGACUCAGUAAGGAGGCCUCGGAGAAGGAGAUUACUGAUAUCAAAUGCACCUUGGAGAUGAAGGAGAAAGAAAUCGAGACCAUCCGCAGCGAGGCAGAGCGUAAAAUCAAAUCUGCGACUCUGGAUCAACAGAGGCAGACCCAUGCACUACAGGAGGAGCACUACCGGAGAGGGCAGGAGAGUGCCAGACUGAGCAGAGAAAUGGAAAAGGAGUUGCGUCUCAAAGUGAACCAAUUGGAGGCAAAUAUCUGGCACCUGACACAACAGAACGAUAACCUCCAUAAUUGGAACAUCCACCUUCAGGCGCUCUCCCAAAAAACUGACAAGGAAAAGGCGCAGAUGAGAAAGGAGGAGGAGAAGUUAGAGAAGGAGAGAGAAAAGAUGCUGAAGAAGCAAAUGAAGGAACGUCAGGAGGCAGAAAAUGACCUGCUGAAGAGGCAGAAUAAAGCGUGUGAAGAAAAGGAGAAAAGAGAAAAGGCGGAACUGAAGAAACAAAAGAAAGGAAGAUAGGGUUUCGUCACAGGGUUUUGGCCGGUUGUCCGGUUUUCCCAAACGCAAGUUUGAAAAAAAGGUGCAAACCCAACACGCACACAGACAGGGUUUCGUCCGGUUGUCCGGUUUUCCCAAACGCAAGUUUGAAAAAAAGGUGCAAACCCAACACGCACACAGACAGGGUUUCGUCCGGUUGUCCGGUUUUCCCAAACGCAAGUUUGAAAAAAAGGUGCACACCCAACACUUGUAUUUCUAUGUUUCUCAGGCUGCGCUAUGCCUGGUAGCCUAGGCCUGCCGGGGGUACCGACUCUGGCGUACCCCCCCAACCUCCCCGUCGAUCAUAACAUCCGCCGGUCGACCUUACCGCUGCUGCCCCCCAACCCCCCCCAUCGUCAACCGUCAGCGGCAACACCACCCCCUCUCCCCCCAUCGACCGCACCGAAAUAAACAAAUAAAACAAGAACCCAUUUUCCAGCGAUGGCUAGUGGUCUGGCGAACGGACAGGAGUAGUUGUCAGUCCGCUGGUGCUCUUUUCAGGCUUUGUGAGCAAAUUAUUGGGUUCUGAACUUCCGAUCAAGCAUCACUACUGUUACCUUCGGCCCUGCUGAUGCAGAGAAGUGAUAAAAAGUCAACUGGCUCGAGAUUAAAAAUAAUAAAGAUUUUAAUAACUAACAGAAGUUGCAAAGUGAAAUAUAGUAUGAAUAGUGUAAUUAUAUUUUGCGAAAUAGAGAAGUCUCGUACGACCAUCAAUAUUGGUUCACAGUGUCACGGUUUGGGUUCACGUAUUGUUUUAUUUUGUAGUUUCAUGCCUCUGGGGCUCCUGGGUUAACUUCACUUCCUGCCUUCUCCUGUCAUCCCCUGUAUCCUACCUGUGUCCACCUUGACCGUCCCAGUGUAUUUAAGCCAUGUGUGUCUUGUGUCCCUUGUCGCCUCAUUGUUGAAUGUGGCAUGUACUGAGUGUUGCUCUUGGUUCCCUUGGUAUCUUUUCCCUGGUCCCCGUCUGCGUUUUUUCCCCCUUGGCAUUUUUGGAUUUUGACUAUUAAGUCUUUUUUUUUUCUACAGUAAAAGUUCUUCUUAGACUGCAAUUAAGUGGGGCAAUUAAUUGGCGCACCAAAUGGGGCGGCGUCCCACUGAUCUAAUGGUCAGCCAUCACUGCCACUAAUUAGGAGCUUUCUUGGAGCUUGCACUCGCAUUGUGACCACUGCUUGAUUGAAAGACGUUGCUUCUAUAAUAUUAACAGUGAUAGAUAGUGAUAAUUGUUGCUAUUGCUAUUGUUGCUUUUUCACAAUUGGUAGAGUGCUGUCGUCAAGUCAAUUCAAGUAAAGUCAUUUCAUUUUGUA
Gasterosteus aculeatus aculeatus (three-spined stickleback) is the source of this 4082-nucleotide messenger RNA. Lineage: Eukaryota; Metazoa; Chordata; Actinopteri; Perciformes; Gasterosteidae. The record is from RefSeq and is a predicted model, not a curated record.